Messenger RNA from Ylistrum balloti, 2520 nucleotides. Its product is annotated as tubulin polyglutamylase TTLL7-like. Lineage: Eukaryota; Metazoa; Mollusca; Bivalvia; Pectinida; Pectinidae. Gene Ontology annotation, molecular function: tubulin binding; tubulin-glutamic acid ligase activity. Gene Ontology annotation, biological process: protein polyglutamylation; microtubule cytoskeleton organization. Gene Ontology annotation, cellular component: cilium. The transcript has a single exon. The coding region runs from base 1 to 2520 and encodes 839 amino acids. The record is from RefSeq and is a predicted model, not a curated record.
AUGUCAGAGAACGUAGGACAAAAAAACAGGUUGGUCUUUCGAAUCAAUGAUCAUGGUCAGGGCCCAGAACUCCUACGACAGGUGUUCUUGGAAAGAGGCUGGAUUGAGUUUGAUGAGGAUGAUCAGGAGGAACACGAGUGGAACCUAUGGUGGCGCACGUCACGUUUCCGCAAUUGCGAUUAUGAUCAAAUCAAUCCAUGGCAACGUCUGAAUCACUAUCCAAAGUCAACCGGUAUUACAAAAAAAGAUUGCCUGGCAAGAAAUCUGAAACGAAUGAAAGGUGUACAUGGGGCAGGAGUCUAUAAUUUCAGUCCAAUUGCCUUCAAUCUUCCAAACGACUAUACCAGAUUUGUAGCAGAGUAUAGCAGGUUAAAGCAACAGCACUCUGAAUCUAAGCAUAUACUUUGGAUUUGUAAACCGGCAGACUUGUCCCGUGGGAGAGGAAUAUUCCUGUUUCGUGACAUUUCUGAACUACAGUAUGACUGCAAUGCUGUAGUCCAGCAAUACAUCUCUAACCCUUUCUUGAUUGGAGGAUACAAGUUUGAUAUCCGUGUUUAUGUAGCAGUGCCAUCCUUUCAUCCCUUAAAUAUUUACAUCUUUGAGGAAGGUCUUGUGAGAUUUGGGACUGAAAAGUUUGAUCUGAAUGCCUUACAUAAUGUUUUUGCUCAUCUUACCAACACUUCUAUAAAUAAACACAGUCCUGGGUAUGCUUUGGACAAGGAACGUGUUGGUCCAGGUUGCAAGUGGACAAUCACACAGUUAAGACAGUACUUUCACCAACAUAAUGUCAACGACAGUACUUUAUGGACUCGAAUAAGUAACAUUAUUAUUCUGACUCUUCUUGUUCAGGCUCCACAAGUGCCCAAGUGUGACAACUGCUUUGAACUUUAUGGAUUUGACAUUCUAAUUGAUGAAAACUUAAAGCCAUGGUUAUUAGAGGUCAACUUCAGCCCAGCCCUAAGCUUUGAUUGCCAAGCUGAUCUCUUAGUGAAGAAACCUUUGCUUCAUGACCUGUUGAAGUUAUUGGAUUUCAAAGAGAAAGAUAUGGAAAGAGGUGGAGAUGCUUAUAAAAAGCUUUUCCGUCGGGGUCGCACUAUAGAGCCAUAUGAUCGACACUCAUCUAUGAGCCGUGCCAGUCAGAGAGGAAGUACUCUUAAGAAGACAACAUCCUUCCACAAAAACAUGUCAUCAUUAAACAAACAGCAGACAGCUGUACAAGAAAGUGCAUAUUUCAUCAAUGAAGUGCCUGAAUCCAAACGAGAUGAAAACAUGUGUUUUGGUUUACCACUUGCCACACCUGGAGAUGAAGGACGACCAAGCAGUGCAAGUUCCGGAAUCUCUAGUGUAGACAGUGACAAACUUGAGAUCUUGGAAGAAGGAAGUCUGAUGGAAAGGCAGAGGACAAUGGGUUUAAUGUCAGAGCGAUCUGCCACUGCAUGUAGCCGAAGGUUGUUUAGUAGAGAUGGUGGGACAAAACCUGAGGAGUAUCAGGAAUUCAAUAAUAAUAAUGUGAAAGGAAGUUCAGCCCGUUCUGCAAUCAUACCCGUACACACAAUGAUGGAGAGGUCUGCCACUAUGUCAUCUGUGGUGCGAAGAGCAGACUAUCAACAGGGAUCGCAAACUCUUACAGAAAAAGGAUCAACUAAGAGUUCCUAUACCUCUGACAGUGGUGUUUCAAGUUACUCCAGUUCUAGUCAUGAAAAUUCAGACUUGAUCACAAAGCCAGAGAGUCGUAGGAAUAACAAGUUGUUGCCUCAGAGGUUGCAGACAAACAACUUACUACAUCAACAGGUGGAUCAAGAACAGGUAACUCAAAGAGGGGAAGGAAGUCCAUUGUUUGAUCAGAGGAAUAACGUUUACAACAUUAAAUCUCUGCAGCCAAAUGAAACUUCAAGUACACUUAGGAAGAUUGCAGCAUCUGGGAUGACAAACUCACAACAGCAGUAUCGUAAUGGUGGAAUACGUAAUGGAGCUAGAGACAUUAAUCUCCGCAGGAACUCCAUGUAUCAAACUCGUUCAGCCAUCCGGUAUCCAACACCCCGUUCAAGUCGAGAGUCACCUGCUCACAGAUACAGCAAUGCUCAAGACAACAAUAAUGCUGUUAUAGGUUCAAGGACACAACUGUAUGUAUCUACUUCUCCCGUACCUCGGCGUUUAACCCGAAAUGCAGAGCGACAAAUUGCUCCUCCUUUACGAAAGAGCCAAAAUUCACAGCUUGGAAUGAGUACUAAUAGGCAUCGUGUGAACUCCAAUGGGCCUAAAACAAAAGGUCCAUGUUCUAGAGUAGGGGACAUGUUUUUGGUGUUUCCUUUCAGUGAUGUCACACUUCGGACAGCUAACAGUACGUUAGACCCACAUGUUGUGAUUAAGGAAACUCAAAGACUUCUCAGAGAAUCAAUACAUUCUGUAGAUAAAGGUUCACAAGGACAGAAGUUGAGUGGACAUUUGCCCUAUGGACAGCCAUUGGAUGCUGACAGACUAUGGGGACCGAUCAAACAGUUACCAGAAGAGACUGCUUGA